Rasamsonia emersonii CBS 393.64 is the source of this 1563-nucleotide messenger RNA. RefSeq names its product Glutamate decarboxylase. The coding region runs from base 1 to 1563 and encodes 520 amino acids. NCBI's taxonomy places the organism in Eukaryota, Fungi, Ascomycota, Eurotiomycetes, Eurotiales, Trichocomaceae. Gene Ontology annotation, cellular component: cytosol. The transcript has 5 exons. Gene Ontology annotation, molecular function: glutamate decarboxylase activity; pyridoxal phosphate binding. Gene Ontology annotation, biological process: L-glutamate catabolic process. The record is from RefSeq and is a predicted model, not a curated record.
AUGGUGCACUUGGCUGCCGUCAGCAAGGACGCCGAAGUCCCCGCUUCCCCUACUGUAACUACGCUGCCCCGCGUCGAGACGUUGGACCUGAACCCGCCAGGCGAAGAUGACUUCUCCUCGAGCGUCUAUGGGUCUCGCUACGCGGCGGAGGAGCUGCCCUCGCACGAGAUGCCUGAGAAGGAGAUGCCUCGUGAGAUUGCCUAUCGCAUGAUCAAGGAUGAUCUCAGCCUCGAUGGCAACCCAAUGCUCAACCUGGCAAGCUUCGUUACGACCUACAUGGAAGAGGAAGCCGAGAAGCUCAUGACGGAGGCGUUCAGCAAGAACUUCAUCGACUAUGAAGAGUACCCGCAGUCCGCAGAUAUCCAGAACCGCUGCGUUAACAUGAUUGCAAGACUAUUCAACGCCCCAACUGGCGACGACAGCAAGGAGCAUGCCAUGGGCACGUCGACCAUUGGCUCCUCGGAAGCCAUUAUGCUGGCAACUCUCGCGAUGAAGAAGCGCUGGCAGAACAAGCGCAAGGCGGAAGGCAAGGACUACUCGCGUCCCAACAUUGUCAUGAACAGUGCCGUCCAGGUUUGCUGGGAGAAGGCGGCCCGCUACUUUGACGUGGAGGAGAAGUAUGUCUACUGCACCGACGAGCGCUAUGUCAUCGACCCCGAGGAGGCUGUCUCCCUGGUGGACGAGAACACCAUCGGCAUCUGUGCCAUCCUGGGCACCACGUAUACUGGAGAAUAUGAAGAUGUCAAGGCCAUCAAUGAUCUGCUGAUCGAGAAGGGCCUCGACGUCCCGAUUCACGUCGAUGCCGCCAGCGGUGGCUUCGUUGCUCCUUUCGUCAACCCCAACCUUGAAUGGGACUUUAGACUGGAGAAGGUUGUUUCGAUCAACGUUUCCGGCCAUAAGUACGGACUGGUUUACCCUGGUGUUGGCUGGGUGAUCUGGCGUUCGCCCGAGUACCUCCCCCAGGAACUGGUUUUCAACAUCAACUAUCUCGGUGCCGAGCAGGCGAGUUUCACCCUCAACUUCUCCAAGGGUGCAUCUCAGGUCAUCGGCCAGUACUACCAGCUGAUCCGUCUGGGCAAGCGUGGCUACCGCUCCAUCAUGCUGAACCUGACCAGAAACGCGGAUUACCUGGCGGCUCAGCUCAAGGCCCUGGGCUUCAUCAUCAUGAGCAAAGGCCGUGGUCACGGCUUGCCGCUGGUCGCCUUCCGUCUGAAGCCUGACCCAGACCGUUUCUACGACGAAUUCGCGAUUGCUCACCAGCUUCGUGAACGGGGAUGGGUGGUUCCGGCCUACACGAUGGCUCCCCACAGUGAAAAGCUCAAGCUCAUGCGGGUUGUUGUCCGCGAAGACUUGAGCAAGCAUCGUGUUGACAGCCUGGUCAACGACAUCAAACUAGCUCUGCAGACGCUCGACGCCAUGGACAAGGCGAUGAUGGAACGAUACCAGGCGCACGUUCGUAACCACGUGGUCAAAUCGGGCAGAGGGAAACACAACCACCCGCACUACAAGAAGGACAAGCAUUCGCUGCAGGGACGACACGGCAAGACUCAUGCUGUUUGCUGA